CCCCCCUCCCCCCGGACAGGGACUCGAGGGUGAAAAACAGGACUACUCGCUUAAAACCGGCGGCGGGCGGGCGGGGGGAGCCGCUUGUUCCCUGGCUUUGAAGCCGCGGCCCCGAAGGGCUGCCCUUCCCCUUCCCCUUGUCGGCCGGCGGGGAGUCCCCUUCGCCCUCCCUCCUCAGUCAGCAACGUCCCUCGCGGGCGGCAGCGCCCCCUCCUCGGUCUCCUGGCCCUCCCGGCCGGCGAGGGGGGAGCGCCUCUUUCCCAGGGGGCUGGGAAGGGCCGGCAGAGGCUGGCAGGAGAAGGGAGGCCGAGGAGGCGAGGCCGGCCGGCGGGGAGUCCCUGGGACUGAGCCUGGCGCUCGCCUCAGGGCUAGGCUGAGGGGAGAGGGAGAGGCCGGCCUGCCUGCCUGCCUGGGGUUGCCUUUGGAGGAGCAGGCUCCCAUGUCUGUAUCACUUCACAUACCCAGGGCCAGAAGCAUCCCAAAGCGAUUUGCAAAAACAAGGAACACACAACAAGGCAAAUAUAAGAAGAUCCUGUAAUACGAAAAGAGCUCCGGGAUUCCUUCCCCUCCAGGCAGGCAGGCAGACAGAGCACCGCAGCCUGGCGCUCAAAUUCCCAGAAGAAGAAAAGCACCUUUCCCUGACUUGACUGUCAAAGUGCCAAGGAAAUGGGGAGCAACCUUGAGAGGAUUCCUGAAGGGAAAGGCCCUUACUCAGUUGGAUGCACAGAUCUUAUGACCGGCCACAGCAUUCAGGGAAAUUUUAUGCGUCUCUAUUACCCAUCCCAAAUUGGUACAAGUGAUGAAGAAACAAUAUGGAUUCCCAAUAAAGAAUAUUAUUAUGGACUAUCUGAUUUUCUGAACAUAUAUCGGACAUUAGGAAGGUUCUUUUUCACAUGCAACUUUGGCUCAGUGACAUGUCCUGCAAAAUGGAACGCUGCGUUCAAACUUGGAGAAAAAUACCCCCUAAUUAUUUUCUCCCACGGACUUGGAGCAUUCAGAACUCUGUAUUCAGCAAUUUGCACUGAAAUGGCAUCUCAGGGUUUUGUUGUUGCUGCUGUUGAGCAUAGAGACCAGUCAUCUUCAGCUACAUAUUACCUUAAUGAUAAACCUGCUUUAGGAGCAAAGGGAGAAGCCUCAGAACUGCACAAGGAGUGGAUCUAUUACAGGAAAUUAAAAGCAGGUGAAGAUGAAGUUGCUUUACGUCAACAACAGGUGCAACAAAGAGCUGAUGAGUGUGUUAGAGCCCUUGACCUCAUGCUUGAUAUUAAUUCCGGAAAACAAAUAGUGAAUGUGCUGCCAUUGAGCUUUAACUGGAUGCUUUUAAAGGAUUCUAUUGAUGUACAGAAGAUAGCUGUGAUGGGACACUCUUUUGGUGCUGCCACAACUAUUGAGGCUCUUAGCAAAAAUGUCCAAUUCAAGUGUGGCAUUGCCCUGGAUGCAUGGAUGCUACCCCUUUGUGAAGAAGUGUAUCCUAGAGUUUGUCAACCAUUGCUGUUUAUUAAUUCAGAAAAAUUCCAAUGGGCUUUAAACAUUCUAGAAAUAAAGAAACUUAACUACAAAGACAGAGAGAGAAAAAUGAUCACUAUCAAAGGAACAGUACAUCAGAGUUUUCCAGACUUUACAUUUUUGACUGGCAACAUUGUUGGAAAGAUUUUUGGACUGAAGGGACGAAUAAAUCCAAAUACAGCCAUUGAUGUUAGCAACAAAGCUUCAUUAGCCUUCUUACAGAAACAUUUAGGUCUCAAUAAAGAUUUUGACCAGUGGGACUCUCUCUUAGAAGGCAAAGGGCAUGAUGUCAUUCCAGGCACCAACAUUGAUCUACCUCCAAUGCCACCUCAGUCCAAACAAUAAAGACAGAAUGGAAAUUGUGGACCCUUUAAUAAUUGACAAGGAGCUGCUUGAUUGUUGACAGCGCUAUCUGGAAAUUGAGAGCUUGAAGAAUACAGUUUUGUAACAGUUUUGUAACAUGAAGGCAACUGUGCAGCAAAAUAUAAUUGGUUUAUAGUUACAACAGCAGUAUAUGAAGAUGCCACCACUCUGCUAAUUUGCUUUCUAGAGCCAAGAAAUAUACCAAGUAAACAUCAGUUAAUAAUGUGCCUUCUGUUGCCUGAGGAUGAUUUUGUGUAGA
Messenger RNA from Zootoca vivipara (common lizard), 2128 nucleotides. It is a transcript of the gene PLA2G7, whose product is annotated as phospholipase A2 group VII. The record is from RefSeq and is a predicted model, not a curated record. NCBI's taxonomy places the organism in Eukaryota, Metazoa, Chordata, Lepidosauria, Squamata, Lacertidae. Gene Ontology annotation, molecular function: 1-alkyl-2-acetylglycerophosphocholine esterase activity.